Cetraspora pellucida is the source of this 561-nucleotide messenger RNA. Lineage: Eukaryota; Fungi; Glomeromycota; Glomeromycetes; Diversisporales; Gigasporaceae. The record is from the annotation of a GenBank genome assembly.
AUGCCUCCUAAAACUAGAAAACGAAAACAAAAUGAAGUCACUUCAGAAUUAGAUGCUCUAAGGUCUAAAAAUAUCAGAAAUACUGAUGUUAAUGACAUCAACAACAAUACCUUAUAUAAUGAAAUUACUGAAAGUCCAUCGCGAUCUCCACUCAAUGAAUCUUUUACUAAUAUACUGGAAAAUUUGUCUAUUGAUCCAAAAGACACUUCAGGUGAAGAAAGUAAAACAAUAGAUUUAAUAUUAGAAACUACUAAACAAAUAUUGACACAAAGUAUUUCGAUUAUAGAAAGACAAGAUGCUUUGGAAACCAUAAUUACUCUACUCGCUAAUGGUGUCAAAAAUUUACAAUCUUCAUAUAAAUAUUUCAAAUCAAAUAUGAAAGAUCAUGAUCACAAAUGUCAACUAGCUAAUGAAAAGUUAGAAUCAGUUGCCAAGAAGGUAUUCAGUCAACAACCUACAAAAAAUCAAUAUGCAGUAACACAAGCUAUAUUACACAACUUGUUUAAUCCUGAAAUUGUCAAAAUUAAAUUUGAUAAAAGUACUACUUUAGCAUUAAACUAG